Megalobrama amblycephala (Wuchang bream) is the source of this 3133-nucleotide messenger RNA. RefSeq names its product homeobox and leucine zipper encoding a (gene homeza). Gene Ontology annotation, biological process: regulation of transcription by RNA polymerase II. Gene Ontology annotation, cellular component: nucleus. Gene Ontology annotation, molecular function: DNA-binding transcription factor activity, RNA polymerase II-specific; DNA binding. The record is from RefSeq and is a predicted model, not a curated record. The coding region runs from base 299 to 2326 and encodes 675 amino acids. Lineage: Eukaryota; Metazoa; Chordata; Actinopteri; Cypriniformes; Xenocyprididae. The transcript has 2 exons.
CAGAUGGGAAGUGCAUUCACGGGGCCAAGUUUCAGCUGUGCUCCUCCUCCUAUUCCUCUCCUUCCCGGAUUGGACCUGCACGAGCAAUGCACCGUCGUUUCAUGAGAAAGAGGGGGCUGGUCCGAGAGUUUCCUGAUCCUCUCUGUCUAGCCUCGGUCUGACCGGACAGGCGAAAAACACUUCGGGAUUUCCAGAACAAAAGCGACAACGGACGAUACGGACCAGCUGAAGUGGCGUAUCCACAUACAGCCUUGGGAGAAAUUCAAGCGUCUGUGGCAAUAGAGGUGUGACAUCUCUGAUGGCGACGCACACUGACCAUGACUUGAAAGUUAUCUCUCCAAGAGGGGUGGCAGCAAAAAGACAAGACGGAAACCUCAACAGUCCACGGCUGCAAAAAUCAGCAUACCACAUUUCCGACGGAAAUCUCACCGGUCCACGGCCGCAAAAAUCAACACACCACAAUUUCGAUGGAAAGGAAUAUGCAAGCCCCUCUAAUCGCAGACCAAAAGAGAGUAAUGGCAGCUCUGCAGUAAGCUUCAGCACUAAUAAUAACUCUGUAGUAUGUCUUCCUUUGGUAUCUGAAGGACUGAAGCUAGUGUGGACCCAGUCCGAUCAAACACGUGAGCUGGAUAGUGUCCCUCAACUUGUUCAGGCCUUCAACACCUUCCCCUAUCCAACAUCUCAAGAGGUCAGCACUCUUGCCCGUGUCUGUGCUCUUCCCUUAGAUAAAGUCAAAGUGUGGUUCAUGGUGCAACGCAUCAAGUAUGGAAUCAGCUGGGCAUCGGAGGACAUUGAAGAGACGCGGCGCAAGCUGUCUAGGCCAGGGCAAACAAGUGAGACUGAACACAAAGAGGGCACUAUGAAGAAGAAAAAUGGAAUUGAGGAUUUUAUAAAAACAGAAGACCAUGUAGAAGAUCUAGCACAAAGUACACAAGCGCCUCGCAAAAGACAAAAAACUGAAAGCACAGAACCAGCAAAGCUCUCUCCUGCUCCCUCGCGUUUCCGUUCAUCUCUCCCUCCUCCUCAGGAUUCGUACUACUACCGACAACCAGUAGAAAUGCCAGAAACACCUCAAGCAGCUACCCCACCUACUUCUACAGAGUCUCCUGUUGGAUCUGAGCAGCCACGGCAUGGCCGCUACAAAAAGUCCAAAGCCCAGUUAACUGUGUUGCGUAAGAGUUUUCUGCAGGAGAACUGGCCCGAUGAGAUGGAGCUCCAGCGCUUACAAGAGGAGACUGGCCUAACACGUAAUGAGAUUCGAAAAUGGUUUAGUGACAGUCGCUACCAGCUGCGAAAUGGUAGGGGAUUGACAAUGUCGUUACCCGCUUCUCAAGGAGAAAAAAAUGAACCCAACUGUAGUCUAUCAUCUCAGUCUCAGGAGGUUCAGCCUCUUCCUCUCACCACUAAAAAGCAAACUACACAGCAUGCUGACAUCGAAGGCAAAGAACAGACCAGGCAAAAAACAGGAUCACGAAAGAAUCGGUCAAGGAGCUCUCAGUUUUUCCAGCUUUUCCUGUCUAACACUCUUGAGGCAUUUGAAGACGGAGCAUUAGGAGCAGACGAGGAGAAAUGUUCAGAGGAAAGCGAGAUACAGAAUAAUGAUGAAGUUGGAAGCGAACAGGAAAGCGAGGGACAUUGUGUGACUCCUCUAGAGCCAGCUGCACCCACUUCCUCCUCCUCUUCUCCAUCCAUCACCCCAUCUAAAAAACACUCAGCCAGGUCUUCGAAAUCUGCACGCUCUGUCAAAGCAAACACUUUGAACAACUCCCUAAACUCCUUGGACAACUCUUCACCUACUUCAGUAUUAACAGUGGCGGGACGACCAAGGAAAACAAAGGAGCAACUGGCCAUCCUAAAGGAAUACUUCCAGAAAUGCCCAUGGCCAAAGAGUGACUUAUACACACAGCUAGUUGAAAUAACAUCUUUGCCUCGUGCUGACAUUAUCCAGUGGUUUGGGGACACGCGUUAUGCUGUAAAAAAUGGACAUGUACGCUGGGUGCAUUCUGACGUACGUGAACAAGUGCUUGCCGAGAUAGCAUUGUUACAAAGUGGAGCAGCUGCUGCCGAUGUCAGUGGAACCCCAGGAAGCGAUGGCAACAGGAAACGUAAGUCACAAGGGAACAGCACAACAAAAACACAGAAGUCUGCCACAGAUUCUGUAGACAUCAGUCCGUUAGAGCUGUAUUAUCAACAGACGGGACCAUUGCAAGAGAAAGACCUUGACCAUCUCUGCCGAAAGUCAAAAAUGAGUUACCAACAGGUGCGAGACUGGUUUGCAUCUAAAGACAGUACAACACUGGAACCAGAGCUCACUAUUAUUGAUUAAUAUAAAGAUGAAAACUGUUUGUGCUCAUGUCUGUUAAUCUGCUGUGAGUCCUGUAAUUUAGCAAGACCCCAGUUAUAAAAUUACUUCAUGCAAUGCCCUCUUUUCCACUGUGUUAAAAAACAGCAAUGUGAAAUAUUUUCUUCAACAGCCACUACAUCAUUUGUUAUCUAUCUGACAGGCAGUAUUGAAAAUGCAAAACUUUAAUGUAUUUUUGCUCUUUACCGACUAUUUGACUACAUUCAUUACCAAGUAUUACCCUUGUUAUGCUAUGGGGGGUCAUCUGUACACUGGCUGUUCCUCCACUUCUUAUGUUUGUGUUGUUGGUAUUAUUGUUAGUAAUCUUUUAGAGCCUUAACUGCUGCUUCUUAGAACUGAUAUGAUGCUCAAACUGUUUAAUUUUCCAGGAACUUUGGUUUGGUUAUCUAUUAGGUACUGUAGUUUAGAUGUUUGGGCCAGAAAUGUUAGCAAUUUGAGAGUAUGUUUUUGUAAAAGUUUUUGUUUAAUUGAUCCAUAUGGCACUGCAUAUUGAUUCCCUCUCAAAUGAUUUAAAACUGAAGUUUACAAUAUUUUUUUUCCCCUUCCAAUGAGCUAACAUUCCGCACUUAGAGGUUUAUGGAUCCAUCUCUCUAAUCAUGCUUCUUCAUUGCGAAUAAACAUUUCAUUUCAAUACAUCCCUCAACUGCAGAUUUGUUCAAUUUCCAAUGAAAAGACAACAAAAGCCAUGGCUUUUGUCAAAUCUUGUGCCUUAUUGUCUGUAAAUUUGUGUUUCAGGGAGGCAAAAUAAAACAUGACCAAUUGUUUAACUCA